AUGCCCGCACCCAUACCCCAGGUCCUGCCUGGUGUCUUAAAAUGGGUGCAGCCACGUGGACCAAACCUGGAGUCUCCCCUACAGCAGGCCGCUGGCCAGCAAGGGCAGAAGCUAGGGAGGUGGCACAGCUGUAGGCACCGCGUCACCACGCCAUCUCCUGGGGUCAGCAGCGGGUAUCCGCAGUCACGUGGUUCCGGGGUAGCAGUAUCUUCUGUGGCUGCAGCAAGUGUUAGUCACUCCACAUCAUCUGAAAGAAUCAUCUUAGGCUCUGCCGACACUGAGUCCUGGGAAGAGAAUUCAGCAUCACCUGUUUUAGGCCUCAGAGUUAGCCGGUUUGUUGAAAUUCAAGUUAGGGGGAACCAGAACCAAGGAUUUGGCCUUGGAAUAGAAGCCUGUGUGAGCAAAGAGAAUGAGGAGGAAAGUGUGUCUGCCAUGGAGAUGCAGGAGCCGGCACCAUUGAGCCAUGGCUCUGAGCACUUCAUCACUGGAGCUUCAGCCACAGAGGGGAAGCUGGAAGAUGCAGGUCCUCUGUUACCCCCACAGGACGCAGCUUACAUGAUUUUCUCUAUCAGUCAUAUUGGUGCUGCUGACAGAAAGACCCUUCCCAGAUUCAUGGGGUUGAAGUGAUUUCCAGAGCUCUAUCCUGGUUCUCUUGGACUAGGGGUGUUGCAGGGGAAGCCUCCGUAUUGGAAUUCAAUAGUCCACAGGUCUCAGCUCUCCAGUCCUCAGGGGCAAAGCCUCUCACAAGUUCCUUUAGGCUGGAUCUGGUGCAACACCAUGGUGAGGAGGAGCGGGGUUGGUGGCAUCACCAUGCUCUUCACAGGGUACUUUACCCUCUGCUGUAGCUGGAGCUUCUGGCCUCUGAAGGUGCAGCACUGGCAUAA
Molecule: messenger RNA, 884 nt
Organism: Urocitellus parryii (Arctic ground squirrel)
Lineage: Eukaryota; Metazoa; Chordata; Mammalia; Rodentia; Sciuridae
Source: RefSeq, a predicted model, not a curated record